AUGGUGACAGAGAUAUUUCUUGCAGGUUUCGGUCAUCUCCAACACAUAAGUAAUGUUAUUUUUGUGUUUCUCCUCUUCGUGUUUAUGGCCACAGUAACAGGGAAUAUGUUAAUUAUAACCUUGAUAUCUACCAGUCCAAGACUCCAUUCUCCAAUGUAUUUCUUUCUUAGCAACCUUUCUGCCUGUGAAGUAUUUAUUACCACCACAAUCUUACCUAACAUGCUGUACAUUGUAUGGCUGAAUGGAGGUUUCAUGUCAUUCUAUGGCUGUAUCAUCCAAUACUACCUGGCAUCCUCAACCGGUAGUAUAGAAUUUCUUCUCUUAACCGUUAUGGCAUACGACAGGAAUUUGGCCAUUUGCAACCCUCUGAGAUACUCUUCCCUUAUGAACAACAACACUCGCAACCAUCUGGUAGCUUGGGCUUGGGUGGUUGGAUUUACAGUGAUGGUGACGUUGGUAAUUACGAUCUGCCACCUACAGUUCUGUGGUUCAAAUACUAUUGAUCAUUAUUUUUGUGAUCUAGAUCCACUUCGGCAGCUCUCUACUUCAGACACAUCUCUGAUGGAUAUAGAAGUCAUCUUCGUAACCCUCUUUCUUUGUGUCAUCCCUUUUGUCUUGAUUAUAGUCAGCUAUAUCUCCAUAUUUUCCACCAUCCUGAGAAUCUCCUCAUGGGCUGGAAGACGAAAAACCUUCUCAACAUGCAGCUCCCAUCUAGCUUCUGUUUGUUUGUACGGUGUUUCAAUAUGUGUUACUUAUUUGGUUCCGUCUCAACAAAUGAAGAAGAUAAACAAGUUGUCCUCUUUGUUAUACACUGUUGCGACUCCUUUUUUUAAUCCAAUUAUUUAUAGUUUAAGAAAUCAGGAAAUGAUGGAUUGUUUUAGAUAUUACUUUAAACGUAUUACUAAAAAGUAA
Molecule: messenger RNA, 912 nt
Organism: Staurois parvus
Lineage: Eukaryota; Metazoa; Chordata; Amphibia; Anura; Ranidae
Source: the annotation of a GenBank genome assembly